This is a messenger RNA of Hypanus sabinus (Atlantic stingray), 2904 nucleotides long. RefSeq lists its product as uncharacterized. Lineage: Eukaryota; Metazoa; Chordata; Chondrichthyes; Myliobatiformes; Dasyatidae. The record is from RefSeq and is a predicted model, not a curated record. The transcript is spliced from 2 exons. Bases 263 to 1222 code for a protein of 319 amino acids.
GAUGACAAUUGAUAGAAAAACAGUAUAAAUAUUAGAAGGCAGUCACAGUUGGGAGAAUCGAUAGAGUGAAGAAACAGGAUUCAUUCCUCUGCCUUGGUUUCGGCAACGGAUGACUUGUUCAUCUUCAACUCUUUGGUAUUCGGAAAUGAUUGUAGUUGGAAUACUACUGCUGAGUGGCUUCGAAUUGGACAAAAGCUCUGCUGAAGGUUAUAUGUAAUACAAUAUAGUGUAUUAUUGGCCAAUUAUAUAUUCAUCUGGACAGAUGCAAAGUAUGAAGAUUAGGUUGGCAGCAGAGGAAGUAUUCACAACAUUCACUGAGAAGUCUAUUUGGAUUCCUUCCGAUACCAUGGUAAUAAUAGACUGUGUGGAUGAGGAAGGUGAAAUAGUGGUACGAAUAUAUGAAGAACGGAGACAAACAUUUGCAAAAGAAAUGAGAUCAAGGUCUGUUGAUAAUUGGGGUCAAGUUACAGUGAUAUGGGUUAAAGAUGGCAAUUCUAAGUUAACAGUGGGAAGUCAUGUUUUUUUGGGUCCUGCUUCAGGCAAAAAAGGCUUUAUAACUCGAGUACAACUUCAUUGUGAAUGUGAUGGUACUGUUGGUAUGGACAGCAAUCAAAGAAAAGAUCAUCGAUUAGCAUGUGCUCCAGGCAACUCAAUCCCAGUUGCUCUGGAGCCCCAAGAUUUUCCAUAUAAACCUUACCCUUCGGUAGAGUCAACGACCAUUGACACCACAAUCAUUGCAGUGACAACUGUUACUAGUCCUUUGUUGUGUGAUGAGAUUCAGACAGACACAAAGGGAGUAGGUCUUGUAUUAGAAGAAACAGAAGAGCGAAUUAUUCUAGUGCCAGGGUAUAGACACGUGCAAGUAUUGUUCAACUUAACGUCGCUUCAGAUUCCUAGUUGGUGUGGAAUAAAUCUCCAGGAACUUUUCCAACAUUUAUUAAUUGAACAGUUUACCCACUCAGAAUUGAAAACAGGAGAGAGGCGAAGACGGGGGCUUAUUGAAUUUAUGGGAUUGGGAUACACUGCUGGAGUUUCCACAGUAAAUACACUGGAUAUUGCGGAGCUAAGCUCUCAGGUAAAUUCUCUAAGGAAAAAGAUGAAAGAAAUAGUAAAUCGGGAUUUUCAGGAUAUGGGAGGGGUGAGCACAUUAGGUAAGCAACAAGCAAAUGUAGUUUCGGAAAUGCUCCAUAUUUUACAGCCAUUAGGAGAUAUGACAAACUGAAUUAUUGACAGAGUUAACACUGAAACUACUCAACACACUAAGGAUGCUGUUUGCUCAACUUAUACCUCGUGGUUACUUUCUGUAAUUGGGCUUAAUAUGGUACAAUUAGAGAACCAUAGGGUUCCCGAUUGGAUUUCAGAUGAACAGUUAAAAGAAUGGGUUGGUACUAACACACCAGCGUGUCACAUUAGAGAAUUCACUUUUACAAAUCAUCUCCUUGGAAAUUGUAGGAAUGGAUCUGGACCACUCUAUGUUGGAGCAGUUCUUCACAUUCCUUACCAUAGUGAUAACCAAACAUACACACUGUACAAGGUUCAUAAUGUUGGGAAGUAUCAAGACAGAGUUUCGAUUUCACUUACCAAUCCACUUACCAAUUACUUAUUCUAUUAAGUGGCAAGGAUCUACAAAGGGUGUAAAUUUGGCUUCCUGUCAUCAAAAGGGGGAAUAUUGCAUCUGUCCAGAGGAUUUGCUUAAGAAUGGGUUAACAGAUUGUGGGUUUGUUUCUUAUGAUAAUUGUUCUCUAUCUAUUUUACCUCUCAAUAACAGGACAUUCAUAAAGUUUGCUUUGGUGAAUGAUACUUACUACUUUGCUACUUCAAGCACACAUUACAAGAAGGGAUCUUUAACAUGCAGUUUGUAUAACCAUAACGUAGCACUUUCCAAUGUUUUGAGGGACUUAUUUUUAGCUGGACAAGUGUUACCCAAACCUGUUGUAAAGCCACCUAUUCACCUGGAUAUAUAUAUCAAUGAUACUGCUGAGGGCUUACUUAGAUAUGUACCUACAGCUCUUCCACCCAUCCCUCAUUUUACUGCACAGUGGGAUCGAGUAAUUAACCAUAAUGAAGCCAUUAUUAAACAGUGGGAUGAAUUGUCCAAGACUAUUAAAGAUUAUGCAGAUUUAGCUAAUGAUAUUUUGCAGGAUCCACCGUUUUGGAGUAAGGUUUGGAACUGGGGUCGGAACGUUAAUGUACAUCCUUGGAUACGUAUUAUUUCACAUGUUGUUAUAGUUCUGCUUCUCGUUCUAAUGAUCAUCCAGUGUAUUUUCCUAAUUGUUUCCCGCAGGCAGCUUAAACAACUCAAGGGUUUGCGUGCUAAAUCUCAUUCCAAUUCUCUUUGCAGCAAUGUUGUCUGACUUUACACCAUGGUGUUGUCUUACUUUGAGUACUAUGUACCUAUACAUCAUUAUAUAUGCUAACAUACAGUAUGAAAUCAGAUAAGUUUCAUCAUGUUUCUUUUAUAAGCUUUUGUACUGAUAUUAUUUUAAAUAUGCCAGUAUUUUGAUAGACUCCACAAAAUGUAAUAUGAUAUUUUGUUAGUAUCUUUAUUGGCAUUAUUUGUUGUCAUCAUGAAUGCUAGUGUUCCUUUUGUCCUGUACUCACUCAGAUAUAUAAACUAAAAUUGGGGAGAUGUUUUGUCAUGUAAGAAUGUAAGAAUGUCAUGUAAGAAUUCCCCUGUGGGAAUGACAUUCACAGCAUUGAAAUACAACAACCAACGAGCCUGAGACUUUUUCUGAUUAAUGUUCAGCCUGAUGUUGAGAAGCUGAUGUCACUGCAACAAGCCCAUCCAUCCCAUUGAGAGGCGAAUAAGCAAUGAAGUACUGAAUAGUUGGACUACUAAUGUAUGCUGUAAAAUUGUUAAUGAAAAUUGAUUUUACUGUGAUUAAAGAAACAAUUGUAUUUGUA